CUCAGUAACAUCGAAAGCUGGAGUCCUGAUAGAUCUGGGAAAGGCUCAAUAGAUGGCGGUAAUGCUCUGUUUGUGAUCGUGAUCCGUCAGUAACAACGAGGAAGAAGAAGACGACCAGUUUCUCCCUGAUGUCUGUCGUUUUGUCCUGGUGUCGUUUUAAUACAAACUGUUAGAAAGAUAGUUUAGCGUUUUUGAAUCCAGUCAGUAAAAACCCGUGAUAUUCACAGCCGUGACUGAGUUUUGAAGCGAGCAGGAAUAUCUGGAGGAGAAUCAUCUGAACUGAGAUCUGCUGCUGUGAAGAUGGUGUUUGUUAAAGAGGAGAGUGAAGAGAGCACGAGUGAACCAGAAACAUGGAGAAUAAAUCCCAAGAACCCAGAAACCUGGAGAAUAAAACGGGAGGAACCAGAAUCUUUAAGAAUAAAAAACGAGGAACAAGAAGGCCUGAUGAAAGUGAAAGAGGAAAGACAAGAUCUGAAUGAAGGGGAGGAGAAGCAUCAGGAUCAGAAAGAUGAUGAAGAACAAUCGGUAAAUUGCUCCAAAACUGAAAAGACAGAAGUCAUAAGGCCUUUCAGCUGCUCUGAAUGUGGAAACACUUUCAAACAUAAAAGAAGCCUUACAUACCACGCAUUAAUCCACGCUGGAAUAAAGCCUUUCACCUGCUCUGAGUGUGGGAAGAGUUUUACACAGAAAAAGCAACUCAGCGAUCAUAUGCUUGUUCACUCUUCAGAAAAGCCUUUCCCCUGCCAUCAGUGCGGAAAAACCUUCACGCGUAAAGCAAACCUUAAAAACCACAUGAUAAUUCAUAGCGGGGAAAAGCCUUUCAGCUGCUCUCAGUGCGGAAACACUUUUACAUGUAAAGGAAGCCUGAAGAAACACAUGUUGAUUCACGCUGGGAUAAAGCCGUUCGUCUGCUCUCAGUGCGGAAAGAGUUUUGUGCAGAAAGGACACCUCAAGAUUCAUCUGGUGACCCAUUCUUCAGAAAAGCCUUUCAGCUGCUCUCAGUGCGGAAGGAGUUUUACUCAGAGAAACCAGUUCAAUGAUCAUAUGCUCAUUCACUCUUUAAAAAAGCCAUUCAGCUGCUCUCAGUGCGGAAGGAGCUUCUCGCACGAAAAAAAACUUAAUGAUCAUAUGCGCGUUCACUCUUCAGAAAAGCCUUUCUCCUGCCCUCAGUGCGGAAACACGUUCACGCGCAAAGCAAGCCUCAACAAUCACAUGAUAAUUCAUAGCGGGAAAAAGCCUUAUUCCUGCUCUCAGUGCGGAAACACGUUCAAACGGAAAGGAUGCCUGAAGAAUCACAUGUUGAUUCACAAUGGAAUAAAGUCUUUUACCUGCUCUCAGUGCGGAAAGAGUUUCACGCAGAAAGGACAUCUCACGGUUCACCUGAUAACUCACUCUACAGGAAAACCUUUCAGCUGCUCUCAGUGCGGGAACACUUUCAAACGUAAAGAAUGCCUUAAGAGUCACAUGUUAAUUCACGCUGGGAAAAAGCUUUUCACCUGCUCUGUGUGAGAAGUGUUUCCUCUGUAACCAAGGACUUAAUGGUAAAGAGAGAAUUUAGCCUGAUCUGUGUGAGAAGGGUUUUAAAAAGAAAGCUGAACUCACUGUGGUGUAGGGAACGUGAACCGAUCCGGACAGAUUUCUAAGGGCACGUGAAAAUAAUGCUUGAGAGUGAAAACUGUGGUGUGAGUGUGGGGCGAGCCAAGUACUCUAUACAGAAAAACGUGUGACGGAAAUAACGUGAAGCAACAUAGCCUCACUUGCAAGGUGGAGAGUGUAUUUCUGUCAUUAUUAAUAAUAUUAUUAUUAUUUCGUUUUGCCGUUGUUUUUCAUGAGAUUUUGUUUGCUUUUUGUCAUUCAUAACCAUUUUCAAUGAAAUACUGAAAACGUGCAUUUUGAUAUUCAUUUACAGUUCACUGUCAGUUUGUCUCAAGCCUAGAAUUAUAAUCUUUAUAGUUCGGCUUCCUCUGAACGGUUUUUUGCAAACUGUUUCACUGUAUGUGACUUUACAUGGAAAAGUUUCAAAUCUGAUGUGCAGCUAUGAAUGCAAAAUUAGUUUUUGCAUGAAAUGCAUUUCUACACAAAUAAAUGUACUGGAUACAAACAAAUGUGUCUAUUCCUUCUCUGUGUACUAUAGGGUUAAGAUCUCCCAGCAAACGACACACUUGGAUGCUACUCUUGUGUGUGUGUGUGUGUGUGUGUGUGUGUGUGUGUGUUGCAUCUUGAGUUCUCUGUCGGUGUCUGGCUGAUUGCUCUGAUUGAGAAAACCUGUGGGUUUAAUGCGUUCCUUUCGGUCUCAUGGUUAAAUACAUUUCAAAGGGGUAGGUGAAUUUUUUUUUUGGUUUGAUUGUUUUAUAAUUGGGGUAUAAUUUUAGAGAUUCUAAAAAGCCCCUCUGGCAUGAAAUUGGUUAUUAGGCCUAGUGUGUUGUGAUUGGCUAAACCACCUUUAGUGCAAAAUGUGGAAAUGUCUAAAUCUCCCGCCAUUGCAUGUGCUCCAGUUGUAUCGUAAACAAUGGCGUCAUCACAUUUCUCUUUACAAAUCCUCAUUUUAUGCUUCUAAUUUGUGGUCUGCAUUUUGUCUUGCUGUCCGUCUCCAUGCUUCGGCAAUCAACAAUAAUUAUUUGUGCAUGAGCUACGCCGAAGUCCUGCAUCAUCCGCCUGGAAUGUCUUCUGCAUACGACAGUCAACAGAAGUGAGAUAAAACAGUUUAUAACAUUUUAAAUAAAGAUAUUUUUCAUACAUAAGUGCAUUGCUUUGCUACAAUUGAACAUGCUCGGAAGAACCUGGACACACAUACAUACAUACAGGGGUUGGACAAUGAAACUGAAACAGGCCAAUGCCAAAGCUAAAUCUGAUCAGUCUUCAUUGAUUGCACACUCCACCAGUAAGAGCAGAUUGUAGAGGUUUAAUUAUCAGAGUAAUAGCACAGUUUUGCUUAAAAUAUAGCAAUGCACACAACAUUAUGUGAGUUCAAAAGAGAACAAAUUGUUGGUUCUCGUCUUGCUGGCGCAUCGGUGACCCAGACAGCAAGCGUUUGUGACGUAUCAAGAGACACGGUAUCCAGGGGACCUAGAAGGACCAACCACAUCCAACAGGAGUAACUAGGACGCAAGAGGAAGCUGUCUGAAAGAGAUGUCUGGGUGCUAACCCGGAUUGUAUCCAAAAAAUAUAAAACUACAACUGCCCUACAUCAAGUCUCCCUUGUUUUUGCAUCUAAAUUUCAAGUUACAUUCACUUCCAUUUCUAUGCAUGUGAACGUGGAAGAUUAAAAAACAAGCUCAAGCCAAUUUCCCCUGCC
This is a messenger RNA of Puntigrus tetrazona (Sumatra barb), 3295 nucleotides long. RefSeq names its product gastrula zinc finger protein XlCGF57.1-like. NCBI's taxonomy places the organism in Eukaryota, Metazoa, Chordata, Actinopteri, Cypriniformes, Cyprinidae. Gene Ontology annotation, molecular function: DNA-binding transcription factor activity; RNA polymerase II cis-regulatory region sequence-specific DNA binding. Bases 301 to 1509 code for a protein of 402 amino acids. Gene Ontology annotation, biological process: regulation of transcription by RNA polymerase II. The transcript is spliced from 2 exons. The record is from RefSeq and is a predicted model, not a curated record.